This is a messenger RNA of Phaedon cochleariae (mustard beetle), 3092 nucleotides long. The record is from the annotation of a GenBank genome assembly. Lineage: Eukaryota; Metazoa; Arthropoda; Insecta; Coleoptera; Chrysomelidae.
AGAACACUUUGUACGUUGUUUAUGUUGAUUUGUUGAUUUUCCAAUUUUCUAUAAUCAUUAUAAUCUCAUCAUUUUCAUCAUCCAUCUGGACUUUUCUUAGUUUUCUUCAUUCUUCUGCAAUAAAUCAUGAAAACCAGGUACAAUACCUACGAUAUAAUAUGCACCAUUGCAGAGCUGCAAAAAUUCAUUGGAAUGCGGGUGAACAAUAUUUAUGACAUUGAUAAUAAAACCUAUCUGAUCAGACUUCAGAGAACUGAAGAGAAGCAAGUAUUGCUUCUGGAGUCUGGUAUAAGAAUUCAUUCCACUAGUUUUGAAUGGCCAAAAAACGUUGCUCCUUCAGGGUUCAGUAUGAAGAUGAGGAAACAUUUGAAAAAUAAACGUUUGGAAUCUCUAACACAAUUGGGGGUGGAUAGGAUAGUUGACUUAACAUUUGGGUCUGGAGAAGCAGCUUAUCAUGUCAUUAUUGAGUUGUUUGACAGAGGGAAUAUGCUUCUUACUGAUUAUGAAUAUGUUAUUCUCUAUGUCCUCAGACCUCACACUGAGGGGGAUAAGAUUAAAUUUGCUGUCAAAGAAAAAUAUCCAUUGGAUCGCGCUAGAGGAGAAGGUGUCAUCAGUAAAGAAAAGAUGAUAGAGCUUUUAGAAAGUGGCAAACCAGGAGAUCAACUGAAAAAGAUCCUUGUGCCAAAUUUAGAAUAUGGUCCUCCUCUAAUUGAACAUGUUUUACGUAUUCAUGGAUUUUCUGGAUCAACAAAAAUUGGAAAGGAUUUUGAUAUAGCUAACAAUAUUGAUGCUCUUAUGUCUGCAAUUAAUGAAGCUGAACAUUUGUUCCAGAAAUCACUAUCAGGGCAUAAUGAGGGUUAUAUAAUACAAAAAAGAGAAGAACGUGUGGCUACUGAAGCUAACAGUUCAUCUGAGUUCCUCUCUAACCAGGAGUUCCAUCCCAUCCUUUUUGAACAACAUAAAUCGCUGCCUCACAAGGAUUUCACCAGUUUCAAUGAAGCUGUUGAUGAAUUCUUCUCCUCAUUGGAAAGUCAAAAACUGGAAUUGCGUGCAAUGCAACAGGAGAAAGAUGCUAUGAAAAAGCUGGCAAAUGUCCGAAAAGACCAUGACCAACGUUUACAAGCUUUGGAAAAAACACAAAAUGUUGAUAAACAAAAAGCUGAGCUCAUCACUAGAAAUCAGGAAUUGGUGGAUAAUGCCGUUUUAGUAGUUCAAACUCUAUUGGCUAAUCAAGUCUCUUGGGAAGAUAUUGAUGAUAUGGUGAAAACAGCUGCCACAAAAGGGGAACCAGUAGCUAAGUUAAUAAAACAGCUGAAACUAGAAAUGAACCACAUCAGCCUGCAUCUGGUGGAUCCUUUUGAAGAAUCUAAUGAGGAUGAGAAGCUACCAUCUAUGGUAGUUGAAAUUGAUUUGGCACUUUCUGCUUUUGCAAACGCCAGAAAAUAUUAUGAUCAGAAACGCUCAGCAGCUAAAAAACAGCAGAAGACCAUAGAAUCCCAAAGUAAAGCCUUGAAAUCUGCUGAGAGAAAGACAAAACAAACUUUGAAAGAGGUUCAGACCAUAACAAAUAUAAACAAAGCAAGAAAGGUUUAUUGGUUUGAGAAGUUUUUCUGGUUUGUCAGUUCUGAGAACUAUUUGGUGAUUGCUGGAAGAGAUCAGCAACAAAACGAGUUGAUAGUGAAGAGAUAUAUGAAACCAACUGACGUAUAUGUUCACGCAGAUAUUCACGGUGCUAGUAGUGUUAUUAUAAAGAACCCGAGUGGAUUACCCGUACCUCCAAAAACACUGAAUGAAGCUGGUACUAUGGCAAUUUGUUACAGCGUUGCAUGGGACGCCAAAGUGGUGACAAACGCGUAUUGGGUGUGGGGAGAGCAAGUCAGCAAGACUGCCCCAACAGGAGAGUACCUGAGUACCGGUAGUUUCAUGAUCAGGGGGAAGAAGAAUUUUCUGCCGCCCACCCACUUGAUUUUGGGGCUGAGUUUCCUCUUCAGGCUCGAAGAUGGCUGCGUGGAAAAACACAAGGGCGAAAGGAAAGUAAUGACUGUCAACGAAGAUGACGCUUUGAGCAGUGUAGCAAGUGAAGAGGACGCUAAUGAAGUCGAAGUUGAAGUUGAGGUAGACGACAGUGAUGGCGAUGAAGAUGAUAAAGAGACUGACACAAAUGAAGAUAACAAAGACAGAUUAGGAACUGAAAACAAGUUGGAAGAUAUUUCGGAACAUUCUAGCGAUGAUGAGAAUUCUCAGUUUCCCGAUACUCACAUCAAAAUUCAACACUUUGCUGGUACCAAGAUGAAUUUAAUGACAGAACAUACUCAACUUAUUCAGAAAUCAAAUCAGGACGACAAUGUGAUUUUUCUUGGUGAUAACAUACCAGUUAUCUUAAAAAAUAAUAAAAAACAAACAAACAAUAAAAACGAUCAGAAAAACAAGAACCGCAUCAAUGCUCCUGAAGCAGAGAGAGUUAUAGAAAAUUCGAAACAAGUAUCCAAGCGAGGACAAAAAAGUAAAUUGAAGAAGAUCAAGGAAAAAUACAAGGAUCAAGAUGAUGAGGAAAGGAAAAUGAGAAUGGAAAUAUUGCAGUCAUCGGGCACGUCCAAGGACACGAAGAAAUCAAAGAAGCACAAAGACGACGCGGAUAAGCGCAAACCGGCGCCGAGACCGGCGAGAGCGCCGGCGCCGCGGGAAGCCGGUGCGGGGGGCGAGGACGGCGACGACGAGCCGACGGUGCAGGCGGACGUCGACGUCAUCGACGCCCUGACGGGGGUGCCGGCCGCCGAGGACGAGCUGCUGUUCGCCGUGCCGGUCGUGGCGCCCUACAACGCCCUGUCGAGUUACAAAUUCAAAGUGAAACUAACUCCAGGAACAGCAAGAAGAGGGAAAGCUGCAAAAACGGUAGUUGCCAUUUUUCUGAAGGAUCGGUCUAUUACUCCAAGAGAAAAGGAUUUAUUGAAAGCUGUGAAAGAUGAACAACUUGCCAGGAAUAUUCCUGGAAAAGUGAAACUUUCAGCUCCCAAACUCCAAGUUAAUAGAAAAUGAUAAUGAUUGUUAUAUAUUAUUAUUUAAACUGUUGAUCAAUAAUUAUCAUGUAUUAA